CAAAACUUUAAAACGUUGCCGGGAAAGUUGAGCAACUCGUUUCUUGUUUAUAUAUUAUAAAUGAUUAUUCGUGAUUGUCAUGUAUUGUUUGCAUAUUGUUUAGCCUGUCAACAAUAAAUUCUUCACUCCUGACGAAAACUUUAACAGGGAUGAAGAGAACAUCCAAAUUCAGGAGGAAGAGCACAUUCAGGAAUUCGAUAUUCACCAAAAUUCAGAAAAAGAAAAAAGUUUUAAAUAUAAUAUCAGAACAAAGAGGAACGUUCCUUCGAACAGAAAAUGGAAUAAAAUUCAUGAUAAGAUUAAAAGGAAAUAUUUCAAGAUGAUGUUCGCAUUACAUUCUAAAGAAGAAUUUACGUGUAAAUUAUGUAAACAGACAUUUACAAAUAAGAGAAUAUUAGAAACACAUCUGUUCUGUCAUAUCAGAAAAAAACCAUUUCGCUGCACAACCUGCAAUGAGAAGUUUUUGUGGCAAUUUCUUUUGCGAAGACACAUGAAAGAACACCAAACUGAAAAUAAAAACGAAAUUUCUCAUAUGAAUUUACGUUUGCAGCCAUCUGGAAUUCGAGUGAAAUCAUCUCUAAGAAAUGGUAAAAAAUCUAAUAUUCAGUGGAAAAACGACAUUUGUGGUAGACGCGUUCAAUAUGGUGAAAGCUGUUUAGAGAUACAGAAGAAAAUACACAAAGUUCACGCCUGCAAAAUAUGUGGAAAGGAAUUUAAGUGGAAAUGCAUAUGGUUACGUCAUGAAGCACGACAUAAUGAAGAACAUCCUUUCAAAUGCGAUAUUUGUAAUAAAGGUUUUAAAAGGAAAAGUGAACUAAAAAGCCAUCAAAAUUAUCAUAGUGAAGAACGUCCUUUUAAAUGCGAUAUUUGUAAUAAGGGUUUUAAAAGGAAAAGUGAACUAAAAAGCCAUCAAAAUUAUCAUAGUGAAGAACGUCCUUUUAAAUGCGAUAUUUGUAAUAAGGGUUUUAAAUUGAAAGUGCUAUUAAAAAGCCAUAAAAAAACUCAUAGUGACGAACGUCCUUUCAAAUGCGAUAUUUGUAAUAAGGAUUUUAAACAUAAAGGGGAACUAAACAGGCAUCAUGAAACUCAUAGUGAAGAACGUCCUUUCAAAUGCGAGAUUUGUAAUAAGGGUUUCAAAUUGAAAAGCAUACUAAAAAGCCAUCAAAUUUAUCAUAGUGAAGAACGCCCUUUCAAAUGUGAUAUUUGUAAUAUGGGUUUUAAACAGAAAGAACAACUAAACAGGCAUCAUGAAACUCAUAGUGAAGAACGUCCUUUCAAAUGCGAUAUUUGUAAUAAAGGAUUUAAACGUAAAGACCUACUAAAAAGGCAUCACAAAACUCAUAAUGCAGAACGUCCUUUGAAAUGCGAUAUUUGUAAUAAGGGAUUUCAACGGAAAGAUCAACUAAAAAGGCAUCAUGAAACUCAUAGUGAAGAACGUCCUUUCAAUUGCGAUAUUUGUAAUAAGGGUUUUAAAUCGAAAGAGGAACUAAAACAGCAUAAAAAAACUCAUAGUGAAAAACGUCCUUUCAAAUGCGAUAUUUGUAAUAAGGGAUUUAAACAGAAAAUGCCACUGAAAAUGCAUCAAGAAACUCAUAGUGAAGAACGUCCUUUCAAAUGCGAUAGUUGUAAUAAAGGUUUUAAGAGGAAAAGUGAACUAAAAAGACAUCAAAGUAAUCAUAGUGAAGAACGCCCUUUUAAAUGCGAUAUUUGUAAUAAGGGUUUUAAUCAGAAACUGCAACUAAAACGUCAUCAAAAUAUUCAUAAUGAAGAAUGUCCUUUUAAAUGCGAUAUUUGUAAUAAGGGUUUUAAACAGAAAGGACAUCUAAAAACCCAUCAAAGUGUGCAUAGUGAAGAACGUCCUUUCAAAUGUGAUAUUUGUAAUAAGGGUUUUAAGUGGAAAGAAUAUCUAAAAAUUCAUCAAAAUAUUCAUAGUGAAGAACGUCCUUUCAAAUGCGAUAUUUGUAAUAAGGGUUUUAAGUCCAAACCGGAAGUAAAAAGCCACCAAAAAAGUCAUAGUGAAGAACGUCCUUUUAACUGCGAUAUUUGUAAUAAGGGUUUUAAACGGAAACCUGAGCUAACAACCCAUCAGAAUAGUCAUAGUGAAGAACGUCCUUUCAACUGUGAUAUUUGUAAUAAGGGUUUCAAAUGGAAAGGGCAACUAAAACGCCAUUAUGGAACUCAUGAACGUAACUAUUCUUCUCAGGUAUGUAACAAAAGGUUAAAAACCGAAGAAAAAUAAACGUUUGCUAGCUGAUGAAAUCGUUCAUAAUAAGAAAUUCAAUUAUAGUUGUGAUAUUAUAUAACAAAUAUUUUAAAACAAAACGCUAUUUAGCAUAGUGAAGUAGUUAAUAAUUAAUUUCACCAUACUUGUAAGGUAUAUAAUUAAAGUUUUAAACGCAGUUCUAGUUUAAACGGCAUAUUCGUAUACACAGCACUGAUUAGUAAUAUUCUUGUCAUGUGUGACAAAUAUUUUAUAACAAUACGUUCUUUGGGACAGCAUAAAAUUAUUGACAGCGAUAGAAGAAAGUAUGUAUGUGACAUGUAAAAAUGCUAUGCCAAUACAAAUGCAAAAGCAUUUGUAUUGGCAUAGCAAUAGCAAAUACAAAUUGUAUUGGCAUAGCAAUAGCAAACGUUGUAUUUCUGAACAUGGAAUUAUGUAUGUAUGCAAUAUUUGUAAUAAACCAUUUAAGACUGAAAACACACUACAACGAAAAUUCCCAUUGAAAAGUGAAAUAUGUUUAAUAAAGAAUUCAAAGUAAACGUAGCUUAAUUAUUUAGCAGAAAGUUCAUUUCAACAUAAAACCGUUUUGUUGUCAGAAGUGUAAUAGACUUACUUGUUAGACAAUAAAGACAAUCUUCGUUAAGUUUGUGAAACAA
This is a messenger RNA of Centruroides sculpturatus (bark scorpion), 2877 nucleotides long. Its product is annotated as oocyte zinc finger protein XlCOF6-like. The transcript has 3 exons. Lineage: Eukaryota; Metazoa; Arthropoda; Arachnida; Scorpiones; Buthidae. The record is from RefSeq and is a predicted model, not a curated record. The coding region runs from base 320 to 2239 and encodes 639 amino acids.